AUGGCUCCGAAGUGGGGAAUCAAGUUCGCCGUCUACCUCAUCACCAACCACUUCGGAAAAAUCGUCGCUAAAGUUUGCGAAAAUCUACUUGACCAUGGCGCUCUCACUCUGGACCUGGUUAUUCGAUACACGGAACUUUCCCCGGAGCAUGUUAAGAACUCAUUGCUUGUGUUGAUUAAACAUAAUUGCGUCCAGGUUUUUGUUGCUCAAGGUGGUGAUGAAGAUGGGUCAAGAGCUAAGACGCAAUACAUGGUGUUGUUUGAUAACAUACUCCAUCGAUUAAGAUUUCCGAAAUUCAUAGAGAUAGUGUCGGGGGAACUUGAUGACAAAUGUGCAAAAUUUUUUGAAGGUUUGCUCCGCGAUGGUAUACUUAACACGAAACAGAUGGUUGAUAGAGAAAGUCAAGGAAAAGAAAAUGCGGUGGCUGCAGCUGCUGUACGAGAGAGCCUUCUUAAACUUCUGAUGGCUCGAUAUGUUGAGCGUUGUCCACUCCCUGAGGCUAGGAUAGUUGAAGGAGAAAUUAUUACUAAGAAGCGUGGUGCUAAGGGGGCCCAGGAUGUAAUAGUGAUGGAGAAACAAAUCCAGCUGAUACAAGCGUUGCAGAAAAUAAUGCAAAAGAGGACUUAA
This is a messenger RNA of Vicia faba (fava bean), 627 nucleotides long. The record is from the annotation of a GenBank genome assembly. Lineage: Eukaryota; Viridiplantae; Streptophyta; Magnoliopsida; Fabales; Fabaceae.